Molecule: messenger RNA, 1830 nt
Organism: Medioppia subpectinata
Lineage: Eukaryota; Metazoa; Arthropoda; Arachnida; Sarcoptiformes; Oppiidae
Source: the annotation of a GenBank genome assembly
AUGAUUCAAGAAAUGUUGAAAAUCAUGUCUGACAACGAAGACAACGAAGACUUUGAUCUCGACUACUCAUCAGACGAGGAGGAAGUGGGAGAAGUGAUGGACAGCGGGUUGAGUAACGAGACGGAAGUCAUACCAAUGGACGAAGAGAUGGGCCUCGCGUCCGGGUCGGCGAAGUACCAGAUCUUAAACGUGGAACAGAUCGUGGAUCUGAUGAACCAAUCGAUCGAUGAGGUGAAGUCAGUGAUGGAACUGCCCAAUGAUGUGAUCCGUAUUCUUCUCAAUCACUUCAAAUGGGAUCAAAACAAACUUUUGGAGAAAUACUUCGACUCCAAUAGAGAUCAGCUCUUCAGUGACGCUCACAUUAUUGAUCCGAAAGCAGUGGUGUCCUCGUCCUCAUCGGCCGUCGCUAAGACUCGGUCCAAGAUUUGUCUAAACUUUUGGAGAAAUACUUCGACUCCAAUAGAGAUCAGCUCUUCAGUGACGCUCACAUUAUUGAUCCGAAAGCAGUGGUGUCCUCGUCCUCAUCGGCCGUCGCUAAGACUCGAUUGUUGGCGACAAUACCUGACAAACAAAAUCAUAAGCGAAGGCGUUUGCAAUGCCAUCAGUUGUGCUCAAAACGGUUGUGAUAUCAUUGUUGACGACAACACCAUUCACAACAUCAUUGAAGAGCCAAAAGUCUUAGUGAAAUACAGAUAUCUUAUGACAAAUAGUUUUGUUGCGUCCAAUCGCUUCCUCAGAUGGUGUCCCACUCCUGACUGCAGUGCUGUUAAAGUCGACAAUUAUAUUGACUUUAUUGCCGUUGAAUGCAAGUGUGGAUCAGUCUUCUGCUUCCUAUGCGGCGAGAAAUGGCACGAACCGACCCGUUGUGCUGUUCUCAAGAGUUGGCACAAGAAGUGUUUGGGAGAGUCCGGCGAAAAGAUCGACUGCGAGACCGCCAAUUGGAUCCUUUCCUACACUAAGGAAUGUCCCAAAUGCAAGGCUCCCAUCGAGAAGAACGGUGGCUGUAAUCACAUGACGUGUCGUAACCAACAAUGCAAAUACGAGUUCUGUUGGAUCUGUUUGUCAGACUGGGCUAAACACGGCUACCAAACGAGUUGUAAUAAAUAUGAAGAGAGCAAAGAAACUCAAACAGCGAGGGCUCGACUGCAGCGAUACAUUCAUUAUUGGACGCGAUUUCAAAACCAUCAGCAGAGCCUCAAGUCUGAGACCAAACAGUUCUCAGAGGUGAGCGUCAAGAUGGAUGAGCUGCAGCUCCGGAACAUGACUUGGGUUGAGGUGCAGUUCCUUCGCGAGGCGUUCAUAACGUUGUGCGCGUGUCGGCAGACGCUUAUGUAUACCUAUCCUUUCGCUUAUUACCUCCAAAAGAACAAUCACUCACUCAUUUUUGAAGACAAUCAGUCGAACCUUGAGGUGACUGUCGAGCGAUUGUCUGAACUCAUGGAGAAAGAUCUGACAGAAGUGGCGAACAUUAAAGCCAUGAAAACAGAUGUGAUUAACAUUUCUAGAUAUUGCGAAGACAGACGCAAAGUGCUCUGCGAUCACGUCUGCGAGGGCUAUGACAACGAUAGUUGGCUUUUCGAGCUCUUGGACUAAAUGCCACUAAAUAUAUAUCAAUUUAACUUAAUUUUUCUAUUUAAUUGUCAUUACAUGCCGUAUACCGCGCUAUCGAUGCCAUAUUCUAGGAUUAUUUAUGGUUUCAAAGUAUUUGUAUCAAAUCGCUAUUAUUUCAAAUUAUUUCAAUUCAUUAUCUGUAAACAUAUUAUUAGCUUUUGAUUGAAUACAAUGUAUUUAAACUCAAAAAGUGAUUAAAUAAAAUAUAUUUAUAUCGCA